Carassius gibelio (silver crucian carp) is the source of this 650-nucleotide messenger RNA. RefSeq names its product E3 ubiquitin-protein ligase RNF19B-like. The record is from RefSeq and is a predicted model, not a curated record. NCBI's taxonomy places the organism in Eukaryota, Metazoa, Chordata, Actinopteri, Cypriniformes, Cyprinidae. The transcript is spliced from 2 exons. The annotation marks the transcript as partial.
CAUGGUAAAGCUGAGCUGAGAUGCCCUGAGUGUAAUGAUCUUUGGUCUUACACUGAAGUCCAUAAAUUAGCCAAACUCACACCUGAAGAACAACAAUUCUUUGAAGAGACUCUUGCCAAAAAUGCUGCUAAAAAGAUAGCAGACAUCAAGAAUUGUCCUGGUUGUGACUGGUUGAUCAAGAGAUCAGACCUGUUUAAUCUCUGUGUGCAGUGUACCAUUUGCUCUAAAAAUAAGGGUAAAACUUUUCAGUUCUGCUGGCAGUGUUUGAGAGAAUGGAAAGGAUCACAUGCUCGAUCUGAUCGAUGUGACAAUGAAGGCUGCAGCAAUAAAGAGCUGGAUUUGCUGAGAGAUUGUGCAACUAUUAUUUUAAAAGAUGCAUCAAAUAUUGAAUGUCCAGCUGUUCGUGCCUGUAUAACAUGUGGUUUGCUGAUUAACCACAGCACAAUAUUCUGCAAAUCUGUUACAUGCUCAAGGUGUAAAACAGUGUUUUGUUUUGUCUGUUUGAAGCUCAAAUCUGAAUGUGGGAAGACAAAGGGUUACUAUGAACCCUGUUCAGAUGGUCUGGCUCUACGACAGACUUCAAUGACAUCCCAGCUAACAAAAAAACAUCUCUAGGACGUCCUCUAAUUGACCUUUGCAAAUGCCACUUG